Messenger RNA from Rhizophagus irregularis DAOM 181602=DAOM 197198, 770 nucleotides. Lineage: Eukaryota; Fungi; Glomeromycota; Glomeromycetes; Glomerales; Glomeraceae. The record is from RefSeq and is a predicted model, not a curated record.
AGUGGAUUUUUACAGUAAAAGGGAUUUAUUUUAUGUCCCAUCUUAUGAAGUUUAAUUGUAAAUAUCAAAUUCAAUUUCGAGAAAGUUAUUUAAAUGGGUAAAUAUAUUUGUAAUAGUAUUUACAAUUUGGGUAAUCAUAUAUAAAUUAAUGGCUUUAAUAAUCUGUUUUCAAGGCGCAUAUUAUCUCUUAAAGGCAUUUAUUUAAGCUUGCCCGAAUUUUCUAUUGCCGAUAUGCCUUCUGUCAAAAAUGCAUUCUAUGAUAUAAUUUGGAAAAUAAAUAUCAAAAAAAUAAUUUCGUCGGACUGUUUUAUUAAAUUUAUAGUUGAAAGAAAAUGUUCAUUUAUCAAUAAGUCGAAAAAGGAAUAUGUAUUACAAUAUGAAGAUAUAUUAGAACUUGAAGGAUUAGGUUGGAUUUCAUAUGUGACAUUUUGCCCUAUAUACCUACAUGGAUACGAUCAGAUACAACUUUCAAUUGUAACACAAGAGGAUUCUAUUGAUAUGGUUUGCAAUUUUGUUCUUAUUCUUUCAAUAUGUACAGAAUAUAUGAAUUAUAACAUUAUCAUUCCUUUAUUUAUUAUAGCAAAUAGAAUAUGCCAGACUUACUUACAGUCAUCAUGAAGAACGAAUUUAUUUUCCUAAAACGGAUUAUUUAUUACCAUUUUAUGCAAAAAAUAUUCCAGAAACUUUUAAGGACAAGUAUUUUUUAAGAAAAGAAACAGAAAAUUUACUUGAAUUAAAUGACAUUAUUGAUAACCUAUAAAUUAUAAAUA